This is a messenger RNA of Parnassius apollo (apollo), 1035 nucleotides long. NCBI's taxonomy places the organism in Eukaryota, Metazoa, Arthropoda, Insecta, Lepidoptera, Papilionidae. The record is from the annotation of a GenBank genome assembly.
AUGCUGGUGACCUAUUUGGAAGCCAGCCGGGACCUUUGCGAGACGGACUCAAUUCUUUUUGGCGCCGCGCCGGCAGUCUGCCGUAUCAUAGGCGCCAAGGUUUCCACGGCUGGACGCGCUACUGGCCAUAGUAGCGCUAUCCCAGCAUGGAGAAGAAGAAUUGAGGAACGUAUCGCAAAGGCUAGACCUCUCAUCGGCAGACUGAUAUGCUUCAGAUCAGGCAACAACAGGCCAAGAAUUGUGCGUACCGUCAGGAUGGCGUUUGCUGGGACAAAUGUCAGUUUGUCCCAGCCGGAUAUAACGCAAAAACUGACGGAGCGCAUAGAUGAUCUGAAGCAGAGAAUCGCUGCUUGGGGAAAGCGGAUUCGGCGAUAUACCGAGAGGUCGACACGGUUCAACCAGAAUCGUCUCUUCCAGAGUGAUCAGAAGAGGCUCUAUGAAUCAUUGGAGCGACCAAUGGUAAGUGGAACGGGUCCAGCACCGAAUCAGGCCGACACUGUAGCAUUCUGGCGCGGCCUGUGGUCAGAGCCCGUAAACCACAGCGAGGGCCCUUGGACGGAAGUUGUGGCGAGUCAGUGUGCGGGUAUUACGCCCAUGGACCCCGUCAUCAUAACGCCGGAUGACGUAGCUGAGGCGGUCCGUAGGGCCCCGAACUGGAAAAGUCCGGGGCUUGACGGGCUGCAUCACUACUGGCUGAAGGGGUUCAUGGUGUGUCACUCUGUGCUUGCCCGACAGUUUCAAGAGGCUCUCAACCAGAAGUCGCUCCCAAGCCUCUUCACUACUGGGAUCACUCAUUUGGUUCCUAAAAACCAGGGACAACGCUGCUCUGCCUCCUUACUGCAAUUACUUAAGGAAUUGCAUCAAAGGCUUCCAGUCAACUACAAGGAGCUGGAAUCAAUGGUGUUGCUAAGUCUAGAGGAGGCAAUAAAAGCAAUCAACUCAAACACUAUCAUCGACGUUGCUGAAAUUUUGGGAUAUACACCAGAAAUAAUAAGACAAGAUAAUGCAACAGUGGCACAUUCUACAUAUAAAUAA